CCCUAAGGUUCAUUCAUUUUUGUAUCAUAGUCCAAGGUGUUUGUUUUCUCAAAGUGAAAACCGGAUCAGUUUUUGAGUGAAAGAAGGCGAGAGAAAUUGGAAUUGGAAUUGGGGAUUUUGGGGAUGGCGAGUGUGAGUCCGAGUAGCGCGGCGGAUCCGAGCGGGGAGCCGAUCCCGACAUCGGCGGUGCUGAUGGCGGCGUCGAAGCACAUAGGGUUGAGAUGCGAAGCGGAGAACUUGGAUUUCCUCAGGUGCAAGAAGAAGGAUCCUAACCCUGAGAAAUGCCUCGACAAAGGCCAACAAGUCACUCGCUGCGUUCUUGGCCUGCUGAAAGAUCUUCACCAGAGGUGCACAAAAGAGAUGGAUGGUUAUGUUGGAUGUUUGUACUACUAUACAAAUGAGUUUGAUUUAUGUCGCAAAGAGCAGCAAGAAUUUGAGAAAGCAUGCCCUUUGGAAUGAGAAAAUAAGCCUAAUCCCAUGCGCACAAUAAUAUAGGCAUAUUGCAUUGAGCAAGUGCUGUUGUUGCACACAGUUUUAAUGGAACUUGUCUGUCGACAUGGAUAUUUGUCACCCAUUUUGUAUGUUCAGUGUUCAGAUUUUUCAUUGGAAAUGUUUCCAAUCUCGACAAUGUUGCAUCUUUUCAAGCAUAAUUAUCAAUGACUACUUCUCAAGAAUUCAAUCA
This is a messenger RNA of Quercus lobata, 682 nucleotides long. RefSeq names its product Cox19-like CHCH family protein. Bases 124 to 459 code for a protein of 111 amino acids. The record is from RefSeq and is a predicted model, not a curated record. Gene Ontology annotation, biological process: mitochondrial electron transport, NADH to ubiquinone. Gene Ontology annotation, cellular component: respiratory chain complex I. The transcript has 3 exons. Lineage: Eukaryota; Viridiplantae; Streptophyta; Magnoliopsida; Fagales; Fagaceae.